AAUGUCAGAUCAAGAAGAGACAGCACCAGUCGCUCCCCCUCCACUAACAGCAGAAGAACGUCGUCAACGUCGACUUGCAAAAAUAUUGGGAAAUUCUGAAGGCAGAAUUAAUCGAAUUCUGAAUAACGGAGGCGACGAAAAUGGCAAACGACAUGCUCCUGCAAUUGAGGGCGGCGAGGGCUACAAUAUUUUGCCGACUCCAAGCUCAUCUGAUAGCGUCACUGUUCCACAAAAUUCUGAGUUCCCCGGAUUUCCCAGCGAAUUUCCAGCUGGAUUCCCCGCAGAUAUUGCUCAAUUUGCUCAAUUUUCUGAUGGAAUGGGCAAUCUGAACACUAAUCGAGGACCCCCUCCACCUCCAGUUAAAGGAAUAAAUGUUCCACUAGUGGCAAUCAUUCUUGGACUUCUUUCUCGUGCAAUUAUGCUUCUCACAGGACCAAUAAAUAUCGGAAUACUUUGGGCAAUCUUCUACGUCACUCUUGUUUCUCGAUUCUCGGCUGUCGGUUUGAAUAAUCAAACAAGAAACGAACUUGCUGCUGUUUUUCAAGCAAUGGGGAAUAAUAAUCAAUUUGAAAAAAUUAUGAAUGCGGGUUUCAAAAUCAUUGAAUUCAUCCAAACGACCGUCUCCUUCGCCGCCAGCUUCCUUCUCGCCCAUAUGAUACUUGAACUCUACGAUUUUUCAGCGGAUUAUCAAAUUGUCUUUUAAAAUGUUAUUAGUUGUAUGUAAAUCGGAAGUUUUAUUAAAUUAUUUGUGUU
Caenorhabditis elegans is the source of this 753-nucleotide messenger RNA. It is a transcript of the gene C24D10.4, whose product is annotated as ER to Golgi transport-related protein. NCBI's taxonomy places the organism in Eukaryota, Metazoa, Nematoda, Chromadorea, Rhabditida, Rhabditidae. The transcript is spliced from 3 exons. Bases 2 to 703 code for a protein of 233 amino acids. The record is from RefSeq and is marked reviewed.